UCCCAAAAUCCCUCCUCCCUCUCACACUACCUUCAACGUCAAACAGGCAGCCCAGGGGGAACUUGAAACAGUCUGACGGACAAAGGGGGAAAAGUCAUGCAGUCACUCCUGGGCGCAACAGAUAUUCAAUGCAAAGUAUGCGAUUUACAGUAGUUCAAGUGUUUAUCGAGUUUUUUAGCGAACGAUAUGCUACUGAAAGUAUAGUUUGCGGAGUUGCACACGGAAUUUACAAGGACAAUGCAGACGAGUAGAAGAAGUUUGUGUCUCUUUUUUGCACUGACGUUGCCGUGCUGUUUCGUGGCGUCUGGACAAUAUCACGGAGAUAAUGGAAUAGCUUUCCCAGACCAUGGAUUCUGUCAGCCGAUAACCAUCCCUCUGUGCACGGACAUCGCUUAUAAUCAGACUAUAAUGCCAAACUUGGUUGGACACUAUAACCAAGAGGAUGCCGGUUUGGAGGUUCACCAGUUUUACCCGCUGGUCAAGGUACAGUGCUCUUCCGAACUCAAGUUCUUCCUGUGCUCCAUGUAUGCACCCGUGUGUACAGUUUUAGAGAAAGCCAUCCCUCCGUGUCGCUCCAUUUGCGAGAGAGCAAAGCACGGUUGCGAGGCGCUUAUGAACAAGUUCGGUUUCCAGUGGCCAGAGCGCUUGAGAUGUGAAAAUUUCCCCGUGUUGGGUGACGGACACAUUUGCGUGGGUCAGAACGACUCCACGGCCACAGUGUCGCCCGUUCACAUGCCUGUUCCAGGAACACCCGGAGUUCAUCUGUAUUCGACGCCAGACAAGCCAUUCCGCUGUCCGUCAGUGCUCAAAGUCCCGUCCUACCUCAGCUACAAGUUCUUGGGUGAGUUGGACUGUGGUGCUCCAUGUGAGUCCUCCAAAACGCACGGGGCCUAUAUGUUCUUCACAGACCAGGAGAUUGAAUUUGCCCGGAUUUGGAUUCUCAUCUGGUCCUCUCUUUGCUGUGCCUCCACAUUAUUUACUGUAACUACAUAUUUAGUGGACAUGCAGCGUUUUAAAUACCCUGAGCGCCCUAUUAUUUUCCUGUCUGGUUGCUAUACCAUGGUCUCCAUUGCAUAUAUUGCUGGCUACUUCGUAGGGGAUAAAGUUGUGUGCAAUGAGAGCUUUUCCCCAGAUGGCUAUAAAACCAUUGUUCAGGGUACAAAAAAGGAAGGGUGUACCAUUCUUUUCAUGAUGCUGUAUUUCUUCAGUAUGGCCUCCUCUAUUUGGUGGGUCAUCCUGUCACUUACCUGGUUCUUGGCUGCGGGUAUGAAAUGGGGCCAUGAGGCGAUUGAAGCCAAUUCACAGUACUUUCACCUGGCUGCCUGGGCCGUUCCAGCCGUAAAGACUAUUAGUAUACUGGCCAUGGGGCAGAUUGAUGGAGAUGUGUUAAGUGGUGUCUGCUUUGUGGGCCUUAAUAAUCUGGAUCCACUGAGGGGCUUCGUGCUGGCCCCCCUCUUCAUCUACCUCUUCAUUGGCACCUCCUUCCUCCUCGCCGGCUUUGUGUCACUCUUUCGCAUUCGCACCAUCAUGAAGCACGACGGCACCAAGACAGAGAAGCUGGAGCGUUUGAUGGUUCGCAUAGGUGUCUUUUCGGUUCUCUACACCGUCCCAGCUACCAUCGUCAUAGCCUGCUUUUUUUACGAGCAGGCCUUCAGACAGCACUGGGAAAGGAGUUGGAUCAGUACAAACUGUAGGAGCCUGGCCAUUCCCUGCCCCAUGCAGCCAGCUUCGCACAUGACUCCCGACUUCACUGUCUUUAUGAUCAAGUACCUCAUGACUCUUAUUGUGGGAAUCACUUCCGGGUUCUGGAUCUGGUCUGGAAAGACGCUGCAUUCUUGGAGGAAGUUCUACACACGUUUGACCAGUGGUGGGCAAGGGGAGACCACAGUGUGAAACAGCAAUUAUUGAAAUAGAAUCUGUUUAAAUCUCACAAAUAAAGUGCCUUCAAUUGUCAAUAUUUUGAAAGCAAUUAUACUUGCCUUUUUUCCCAUAAGUACUGAACUUCAGACCUUCUGAGACUUUUGGGUGAGUUUUGGGACUCUCAAGUGGAAAUAGAAGUGGAAAGUAAACCACAUGUUUUCCCCAAAUAAUUUGAUACCAAGUGCAGAAAUAAUUUACACCACUAUUCUGUUGCCCCCAUGAUUUUUCUCAUAAGCUGCUGGCCUUAAAACUUCUACUUGGAAAGUGAGAUACCAGCUGGGAAUUCAACAAACGACAAAGCUAAAAGAGCUGUGGGGGGGAGGAAAGAUUGAAAGGGGAUGGUUUGUCAUCUAAUACAGCAGGCAGUUGUGUUAAAUGUAAUUAAAACAUUGUAAAUAAUAUUUAUAAAAGGCUGUUUUAAACUUUAUUAUAUAUUUGUAUUUAAGCAAAUGUAAUGAUUUGUUUCCAAGUUUGAUACUCCUCCUUAGUAUCAAGAAUUUGAUUUGUUGAUACUAGUCUCUCUCUCUCACUCUCUCUCUCUUUCUCACUCUCUCAAUUUAAAUUUUCAAAGUACUUUAUUGGCGUGAUUGUGUUUACAUAUAAUAUACCAAGUGAGAUGAUCUCUCUCUCUCACAUCAGAUAACUGUACUCAUGUUUGUCCCUCUGUUUUGUAUUAAAGUUGCUGUACAUAAUAAGCUCUCCUCUCUAUCUCUCCUAAACCUUAUGCAGUAGAAGUGACAGCUAACCGUUAUUCACAUAUGUGACCCAUCUGUAUGUAAUUGCCUGUAAUUUAGAUUUCCAUGAGAUCCUAGACCAUGUGUAUCAGAGGGUCACAGUUCAGAAUGAGUUUGGAAUUGAUGUUCGUGUGUGUGUGUGUGUGUGUGUGUGUGUGUGUGUGUGUGUGUGUGUGUGUCUGUCAGAGAGAGAGUAAGUUUAAACAGACCUUAUUU
Molecule: messenger RNA, 2870 nt
Organism: Myxocyprinus asiaticus (Chinese sucker)
Lineage: Eukaryota; Metazoa; Chordata; Actinopteri; Cypriniformes; Catostomidae
Product: frizzled-2-like
Exons: 1
Coding region: 238-1893 (551 amino acids)
Biological process (GO): non-canonical Wnt signaling pathway; canonical Wnt signaling pathway
Cellular component (GO): plasma membrane
Molecular function (GO): Wnt-protein binding; Wnt receptor activity
Source: RefSeq, a predicted model, not a curated record